CUCUCGUCGGGAGCCGCCGUUGAAGCAGAUAUCGAUGCCUCUAAGUUUGAAGCCGCUCACGGAGCGCACACGGGGAAGCCAGGGAAAAAGGCAGACAUGGGAACCAAGUCUGACAGGGAGAAGCGGUACACACUGGCUGAGCUUAUCGAUAUGGGCUUUGAACACAUUCAAUGGGAUGGAGUUACCCCUACCCCCAUUGUGGACUGCCAUGGACGAAUUAUUGCCGUCCUAGCAGGACGGCCGGAUGGAGAUUACUCCCAAGAACUUCAAGAAGCAUUCAGUUUGAUGCUCAAAGAGGGAGAACAGGCUGGGCUUUCAAGUAAGGCAACUGACGGGCCUCAUAAGCGCGGCGCUUUUCCCGCCUAUAAUCGCGGGGUAUCAAUGGGCAUGGGGAAUGCACACCCUGUUGUUCUGAACCCCAGGUCCAUGACACAGGUCUUGAAUCACCUCGUGGGUUGCUCUGCUUUCCAACGGAUGGCCAGGUAUCAGAAUGCUGCAUUCGGACUUUGGGCUCCGCGUGUAUACGCAGAAUAUGAGAAGGUGCACCACACCAUACACUCAAAUUUGGAGCUCCCCGAGAACUUUCCUGGAGUGGUCUUCACUGCGGCUGCUUUCAACUUCGGCGGUAACGAGCUUGCCUCGUUUUUGUGUGAAAGAGAAAGGAAGGAAUCUAAUGGGCACUCCAACCAACCAAUCUAA
Messenger RNA from Lentinula edodes (shiitake mushroom), 699 nucleotides. RefSeq lists its product as uncharacterized. Lineage: Eukaryota; Fungi; Basidiomycota; Agaricomycetes; Agaricales; Omphalotaceae. The transcript has 3 exons. The record is from RefSeq and is a predicted model, not a curated record. The annotation marks the transcript as partial.